Messenger RNA from Eucalyptus grandis, 1292 nucleotides. Its product is annotated as blue copper protein. Gene Ontology annotation, cellular component: plasma membrane. Bases 96 to 1034 code for a protein of 312 amino acids. The transcript has 3 exons. Gene Ontology annotation, molecular function: electron transfer activity. Lineage: Eukaryota; Viridiplantae; Streptophyta; Magnoliopsida; Myrtales; Myrtaceae. The record is from RefSeq and is a predicted model, not a curated record.
UUCAUUUGGCAUUCACUUCAUCGGAUUUGUUCUUUGCACCAUAACACUAAGAGGCAAAGAAACAAGACAGAAGAGCCAUUAAAGGGUCCAAAGACAUGGCCAAAAUGUGUGUAGCCAUAGCGGCGGUACUGGCUGUGACGGCCCUGCUCCAAACCUCGGCUGCGCAGACCGUGCACGUCGUUGGGGAUAGCCUCGGGUGGUUGGUCCCACCCGGAGGUCCGAUAGCCUACGAGACGUGGGCUGACUUGCAGACCUUCGUGGUCGGUGACGUUCUCGUGUUUAACUUCACAACCGGCGAGCAAGAUGUGGCCAGGGUCACCAAGGAGGCAUUCAACUCGUGCAAUUCCACAAACCCAAUCUUCCUAGAGACAACCGGCCCGUUCAACUACACUUUGGAUGCUGCCGGUGAGUACUACUUCAUCGGCACCAUGGACAGGCACUGCUACUUGGGACAGAAGCUGGCCAUCAACGUCUCCGCCUCUGCCGGCCCGACCCCUUCACCGCAGGCUCCGACCCCAACACCACCCCGGGGCCCUGUGACAUACAUCGUCGGUGACGCCUUGGGUUGGCUGGUUCCUCCUGGCGGAUCGAUCGCUUACAAAACUUGGGCAUAUGGAAAGACCUUCUUGGUCGGAGAUGUCCUAGUUUUCAACUUCGCCAAUGGAACCCAGGACGUCGCGGUGGUGACAGAAGAGGCCUAUGACUCGUGCAACACCACCACCACCAUCGCGGUCUAUGCGACGAGCCCGGUCAAAUACACCCUCGCCGCCGUGGGCGAAUACUUCUUCACAAGCACCUACUCUCGCCACUGCAACUUGGGUCAAAAGCUAGCCAUCAACGUCACCGCCUCUAGCUCCGCCACUCCGCCUUCCACCACCACAACCCCGACCCCGUCCAGCAACCCCUCUUCCUCCGUGACAUCUCCAGUGGCCGGCGGCCCCUCUGCGCCGCCACCCCAGAGCUCCGCUCCAGCUAGGGCCGUCCUCGGCUUCUCAUCCACGUUGUUGCUCAUUGCCUUGGCUGUUGUUCAUUAAAAUUUUUUCUAGAAUCUAGUAAAUACAAUAUUGGUCUAUACGAAAUUCAAUAGAUAAACCACACACAUGUCAAUUUGUCUCGGCCAGCUUUGUUUCACGUGUUUGUUUAUUACUUUUCACAAAAUAAGGGGUUCCACAGAUUUUUAAGGCCUUUAUGUACCUUGAUUUAUUGUGAGUCCAUCCAGGAAAAUAAAGGUAGAUCGAUGUAUUAAUUUCAUGUGAAUAAUUGGAGAUUACACUAUAUGGCUGUGUAGUGAA